This is a messenger RNA of Trypanosoma theileri, 2622 nucleotides long. RefSeq lists its product as uncharacterized. NCBI's taxonomy places the organism in Eukaryota, Euglenozoa, Kinetoplastea, Trypanosomatida, Trypanosomatidae. The coding region runs from base 1 to 2622 and encodes 873 amino acids. The record is from RefSeq and is a predicted model, not a curated record. The transcript has a single exon.
AUGAUUCGGCGGAGUCUUAUAGUUCCCUACUACUGGUCUCGUUACCGUAUCGCAUCUCCUAUGCCUCGUUUUGAUGGUCCUGCCCCAGUGGCAGCUCCACAGAAUAUGAACAGCACAAAAACAAAUGAGUUUAUUGAUCCUAUAGAUGAUAAAUUCCCCUUAAGUAUUCGAGGUCCACUUGUUCGUCCUGAUGUACCAGAAGAUCAAUAUGUGGAUAGUUGGUAUGUAUGUACAUCUAUGACUCAUCAUCUUGGUGAUUAUAAACCUUGGACAGCCAGUGCACCAGCGAAUGCUUUUCGUUUUCGUCCAUAUAAUGAAUUUGAUGCAAAAGGAAGGGAAUAUGUGCAGUAUAUGCGGGAAUUUGCUCGUUACAAUAAUAAUAAUAAUAAUAAUAAUAAUAAUAAUAAUAGUAAAGGAGAUAUACGUAUGUCACGUGGAAAAGGAGAGAAAGGAUUUCCAUUUCGAGAUGCAUAUUUAACAAAAAUGAAUGAGGCAAAUCAAACUACUCCACCACCUACAUUAGAAACUAUUAUGGAUCGUGCUGUACGUGAAAAACAACAACAUUCUCGUGUAUUAACGCCUAUGCAAGUACAACGAGAUGUGGGUCGAUUGGAAGAACCACUACCAUGUGCAGGUAAUAUUCCUGUAGACCGUAGUCAAUUCCCUUUUCGUUGGAAAACAGAAGAUUGGUAUGAGUAUGAAGUUUCUAAAGCACGUAAUCGUCGAUUUGUGUUUGAAAAUACAGAUGAAGAUGGUAUUCAAGGAUCAGAGGUAACGUAUAAAAUUGUAUUAGAAGGUUUUUGGGAUCAUCAUGUUAUGAAAUUAGCGGAGGAUGUUUGUAUGUUUCUCCGUGAUGUGGGACGACAAUUAAUGGAAGAGAAACUCACAUCUGUACGGCAUAUGUUGCAAGGUCUCAAUGGUAAUAAUCAUAAUAAUAAGAAUAAGAAUAGUCAGGUGAAACAUAAUAAUGAUGGAGGGGCCAUAGAUAGUGAACUUUUAGCUGCCUUUAAUGCUGCACGUGUAGGACCUUUUGGAAAUACCGCUGAUAUGUAUGAUGCGGAAGAAGUGGCAAAUUUUCUUCGUAGUGAAUUACGACGAUUAGAACAACAAUGUAUAUCUGUUAUCAAUCGUUGUAAUGUACCUAUACCAGGAGCCACUAAUCUUUAUGAUCCACAAGUCUCUUGGCCACAUGUGGAAAAGUUAGAACCCUGGGUACGUAUGGCAGAGUUUUGGACAUCCUCUUCUGAUACUUCCUUUACAGAGUUGGAGAUGUCUACUGCUCAUUAUGAGUUUCGUAAACACUUUCGUGUUAUUAUCUGUAAGUUACCUUUUCAAAGCACAGAAUUUGAAAAACGUAUGUAUGAUAUAAGACAUUGGUUACAUCGACAGACCUCUUGUGAAUUUCAUACAAUUCACAGAAAAAACAUUCUCCAUGAUGCUUCUGUGUUUCCCACUGAACAUGAUCCCGCUACUCCCACAACACAUGAACACCAUCGUCUCUUUUCAUUUGCAUUAGAUUGGCAAAGUGCACCUGUAAAUCGUCUUAGCGUACAUACUGUGAUGGAGGGUGAAACAGAUUGGAAUCACCUGGCACAACAAUUGGGUUGCACUGUACAAGAACUUAAAGAUGAGAAUCCGUCUGUGGAAACGCUUACAGUGGGUGUUGUACUUAAUAUACCUGGAAAUGCUACACGUCGUUUGAGUAGUUUUGGUGCAGUACCACGUGUGUUACCACUACAGACUUCGUUAUCAUCAUCAACAACAACAAAAGAAGAAGGGAAAAAGCGUAUUCAAACAUGGGAAGAAGCUGCUGCUGUACUUGGUUGUACAGUGGAAGAACUACAGCAACUCAACAGUCACGCCGCUCUCACAUACAAACAAACCGAAACAGGUGAAGGUAUGUUUGAUGCCUCUGUGAAGGAACUCCUUGUACCAGUUUCCUGUUGGGAUGCCACCUCUAAGGCGGAGUUCAGUGCCGUUGAACCGGUAUACGCUAGUGAUACACCUGCUAGUAUCGCCGCUCGUCUACACUGUACAGUAGAAGAAUUACAGCAACACAACGGCGGCAUAGAAGGACUAUCAGCACUUCUCCAGCAAUCAGAACAACAACAGUAUGUACGUGUACCACCCACAGCGGCUCAUCCGCGUCGUCAUGUGGAGCCGCAACUUCGUCCGAAAGCCGCUACAGACGCUCUUCUUGCCCGUACAGAAGCCGAACUUGCACAAGAGCAACAGCAACAUGGAUCUAUGCAUAUUCCUGAUAUGCCAGCGAAUGCAGCGGCUUUCCCACAUGAGUAUCACACCGCUACCUCACGAUUCCCGCAAACCCCACGUGAACCAGAUGCCGCUCAUGACUGGAUGGCAUAUACCGCACGAUACUUGGAUAAACAAUUCACACACGCGGCGGAACCAGCACCGGUGUAUAAUGUGAAUCGACUUUGGCCAAUGCAGCAGGUACCUGGAAAGACAGAUCAGACACCAUUUGAAGAAGACCAGACGUGGUUACUUCAUCCUAUUCCUGUGCAACAGAUGGAGUUACAUCACCCAGAGAAGGAUCUGCAGGACUUGCCAUUUGUGAACCAUGAGCAAUUCCCACGAUCAUUGGAAUGGACCGCACCUUAG